AUGAUCUUCUCUCGACCCAAACUUGCUAAUAAUAACUUGGCGGCAAUGGUUGCCUCGCUGGCCGGGCCUCUUCACCUCCCCCAGCCCAAUGGCAAGUUGUCACAUCAGGGCAAAGAUGCAUGGAAAGGGGGGAACCUCGGUCACAUUGACAGAGACCACUUGCGCUUUGCCCACUUUGGUUGUUCGUCUUUCCGACUUGACAGGUCGCCAAGCAGGCGAAAGGCCAGCCGAUCCCCUAAUUUUGGCCCAGGUCUUGCUUCUGAAACGGCCUUGUGGGAGGCUAGGCCGGACUCUCUGCCAGAGUCAACUGGUCCUUGUCGACCAUGCAGCGCUUCAAAGUUCCACGUCCUUUCGCAAAGGUGUCGAUCAUCUUGGACUGUUUGCCUUUUCUUCUGCCAGAUUGGCGAGCUACUUCGUUGCUUGGCAAAUAUACGGCAUCAUCACCUGCCAAUGGACCCUAUGCUCUGCGAGAGCUUCACUGUUGUUGCAAGAGUGAAUGUUAUUCCAUCGUGGCGCAUCAGUUUCUGUCCCAAGUGCUGUCCGGCACAAUAUGUUCUACCAAAGCCCCUCCGCCUCGAUGAUGGCCAAAGCUUGAGAUGGAAAGAGAAACGCACCACUAUUCUCAAGCGGAAUUCCAAUUGGGGUAUUUUGAUGGAAGACAGCCUCACCGUAAAAAUGGGUUCUGGCCCCUGUUAUCAGUCCUGUCGGCAGGACGGGACGAUCAAGCAACCAUGGCUGUGGUUUCAGAUGCUCAGGUCGGGCUGGCAUUGCAAAACACGCCAUAGGCGGUACUCUGAGCCUGGCAUUGACCACACUAUGGUGGAUCGCGAGUCCAUCCUCCAUCUUCAGCAGUGA
Messenger RNA from Pochonia chlamydosporia 170, 855 nucleotides. RefSeq lists its product as hypothetical. The transcript is spliced from 3 exons. The record is from RefSeq and is a predicted model, not a curated record. The coding region runs from base 1 to 855 and encodes 284 amino acids. NCBI's taxonomy places the organism in Eukaryota, Fungi, Ascomycota, Sordariomycetes, Hypocreales, Clavicipitaceae.